Molecule: messenger RNA, 216 nt
Organism: Tetrahymena thermophila SB210
Lineage: Eukaryota; Ciliophora; Oligohymenophorea; Hymenostomatida; Tetrahymenidae
Exons: 2
Source: RefSeq, a predicted model, not a curated record
AUGAUGUUCAAUUAUUUAAUUUUUUUUAUCCCUUAAAUUAGCUUCAAAUGCAUCUUAAUGAUGAAGAAUAUCUUCCAACUUUAGCUUUUCUAAAGAGAAACCAUUUAAGUUCCAAUUAUAAUAAGGUAGUAUCCAUACUUUUCCCCUAAGAUCUUUUACGAGAGGUUGCAAAAUAUCUUCUAAAUUUAAAGCACCUGCUUCAGGUUUGCCUUCUGA